AUGAUCACUGACCAUGAACCCCUUAAGAAACAAAAGAGACAGAAUACUGACAGGCCCCUCAAGACUCACCCACGCCCCUUGAGGUUCACACCCAGGGCCCCUCAAGACUCACCCACGCCCUUGAGGUUCACACCCAGGGCCCUCAAGACUCCCACCCCAAGACCCGGUUCACACCCAGGGACCACAAGGGCCCCUCAAGACUCACCCACGCCUCUUAAGGUUCACACUUCCCUCUUCAGGUUCAUUCACACCUUGCCCUUCACACCCAGGGCCCCUCAAGACUCACCCACGCCCUUAGGUUCACACCCAGGGCCCCUCAAGACUCACCCACGCCACCCACACCCAGGGCCCUCAAGACUCACCCACGCCCUAAGGUUCACACCCAGGGCCCCUCAAGACUCACCCACGCCCUUAAGGUUCACACCCAGGGCCCCUCAAGACUCACCCACGCCCCAGGUUCACACCCAGGGCCCCUCAAGACUCACCCACGCCUUAAGGUUCACACCCAGGGCCCCUCAAGACUCACCCACGCCCCUUGAGGUUCACACCCAGGGCCCCUCAAGACUCACCCACGCCCCUUAA
This is a messenger RNA of Homarus americanus (American lobster), 582 nucleotides long. RefSeq names its product extensin-like. Bases 1 to 582 code for a protein of 193 amino acids. Lineage: Eukaryota; Metazoa; Arthropoda; Malacostraca; Decapoda; Nephropidae. The transcript has 2 exons. The record is from RefSeq and is a predicted model, not a curated record.